AUGGACGACAGGAUACAACUGCAAUACGGCUGCCCGGCCUAUAUCGAAGGCGUUGGCACCUCAUAUGGAUAUGUCCCAUCGCUAGGAGCAGGCAUCACUUUCUGCGCACUCUUCGGUCUCUCGAUGAUCGUCCACACAGUCCAAUUCACCUGGAAGCGACAAUGGUGGGCAAGUGUGUUCAGUGUCGGAUGUCUAGUCGAAGUAAUCGGCUGGGCCGGUCGUACUUGGUCAGCCAAAUGUCCAUACAACACCACUGCCUUCCUAAUGCAAAUAUCCACCCUCAUCAUCGCCCCAACUUUCUUCACAGCAGGAAUCUACAUCCUCCUAGGCCGCUUCAUCCAAGUUCUCGGCCGCGAAUCCUCCUUUCUGAAACCAAGCCUAUAUCUCUGGAUCUUCUGCACCUGCGACAUAAUUUCACUCGUCGUCCAAGCUAUCGGCGGCGGCAUGGCCUCCGGAGAAGCCGACAAGAUCGGCGGCGACACCGCAACAGGAACUCACAUCAUGGUUGCUGGCAUCGUCUUCCAGCUCUUCUCGAUUACCAUAUUCGUCGUCUGCGCAGUCGACUUCAUCCGCCGCACUAUGCGCAACCAUCUGCUGCAGUCGGUGACAGGCUCGGUCAUCCCCCUGUUUGCCGCAAUGCUACUUUCGAUCGUGUGCAUUUAUAUACGUUCUAUUUACCGCACCAUAGAACUUUCACAGGGGUGGGAGGGCUACCUCAUUACCCAUGAGGUCUAUUUUAUCGCGCUUGAUGGAGCUAUGAUGGUCGUUUCCGUCGCUAUUUUCAAUUUCUUACAUCCUGGGUGGAUGUUGCCCAAUGGGAAGUCCGAUUCCUACAAAAUGGAGGAAGCGUCGAAGAAUACCCGCACCUAA
This is a messenger RNA of Penicillium mononematosum, 870 nucleotides long. Its product is annotated as RTA1 domain-containing protein. The record is from RefSeq and is a predicted model, not a curated record. Gene Ontology annotation, cellular component: fungal-type vacuole; plasma membrane. The transcript has 4 exons. Bases 1 to 870 code for a protein of 289 amino acids. Lineage: Eukaryota; Fungi; Ascomycota; Eurotiomycetes; Eurotiales; Aspergillaceae.